GUUGCUUUUUUCAAAGGCACAAAUGUUAUCUUUUGAAAUAUACAGUGUCUGCGUCUUGAUGUCACCUGCGCUAGAUUUUUGGCACACGCAGUUCUUAACCAUAUUAAUCUGAACGUUAUUUGAAACCACGGUGUUUAACAUUUGUCCACCUGAUACAUAGAUGAUUAAAAAACGGGAGAUCGACUGCGACGAAGUCAUCCAGAUAAAGAGAAAGAAUAAGCAGAUAGAAAAGGAACUGAUCGUUGAAAAACGUUUGAGGCUGGAAGAAAAACAGAGUAAAGAAGAAUGUGAGGCGGAGAUUGAUGAGCUGAUGGCGGAAAACUCGGACAUCAAGAAGAAGCUGACACGAUAUCGUCAUGAUCUUGAACAACUUCAAGAUGAAAACAGAUCUCUUGUCGCCGAUUAUAAUUCUAUGAUGGACAGAGGAGACGCCAGAGAGGCUGAACAACAGAUCGCCUUACUGCAGCAGUUAAUGGAAGAGAGACUUAGCGAGGAAACAGCUGACUUUGCUCGUGAAAUCGAAAGAUAUCAACAAGAUAGCGAGGAGUUUAAGAUCAGGUUUGAGCAAACUGCUGCUGAGCUGGAGAAGACGCGAUCUGAACUAGAAGGCGCAGUUUUGUAUAGACAAGAUGAUAUUGAUAGGUUGCUGCAAGAGAAACAGAAUUUAAAACUUGAACUCAAGGCGAAAAAGACCAAGUUGAAGAGCUUAGAGGCCACUAAUGAAAAGCUGACAAUUCAGAUAAAUGACAAGGAACGUCAAUUAGCAAAACAACAUGCCACCAAAAGCAAAGAUGACAACAAAUCUGAGACAGAGGGACAGCUUUACGAAAAACGCAAAGAGAUCGAGCAACUGCAGAACAAAGUGGUAGAGCUUGAAACAUCACUUACUUCCAAAAAUACACAGUUCAAAGAGGAGAACAUGAAGCUCAAGGAAGCCCUGCAGCAGCUUCAAAUGACACAGGUUAAACUCACAAGAAGCCAAAGUGAUGAAGACCUGGCAACACAAAACGAAGAGCUACGUAGAAAUCUCCACCAGGCGCAAAAACAACUGCUGGAGGAGCAAAAACGGCUUAAAGAGGUGAUGACGUCACUUGAAGACGAAAAGGAGGCUUUUUUGUCCACUUUUGAGGAAGAGAAAGCAGAUCUGAACGAGAAGCUAGACAAAGUUCUUGAAGCCAACGUUGAUUUUGAGAAGAACUGUAUUCAACUAGAGACCACCCUGCAGGAAAAAGAGAUGAAAAUCACAGCGCUGCAACAGGCGUUGAAGGACGUAGAGGCAAAGAAUAAGGAUAUUUUGUUUGAGGAGAACAAAGCUGUCAAAAAUAGCCUUGCAACGUCACAAAAAGAGGUGAAUAUUCUUAAAGAGCAGAUUGCACGUUUAGAGGAAAAUCUUGAUGUGAAGCAGCAGGAAGCAACAUCUCAAUUGAAGAAUUUCAAGAAGGAAAUUCAGGCAUUAGAUGAAGAAAAGAUUACUGCAAAGAGCCAGGUUUCUGAGCUAAUGAGCAAGAUUGAACAAAUAAAUGCAGAUUUUUAUGCAAAGGAAGAAAAGUUCCAAACAGAAACACGCAUGAUUAACGUGCAGCUCCAACAAGCAAAGGAGCAAGAAAAGAGCCUUGCAGAUGCCAACAUCGCGCUAAAGGCCCAGAUUGCCAACCAAAUAGAUAUUGAAGCCAACCUUGAGAAAAAGAUUCAAAAUCUUACAGAUGCCAAUAGAGAAUUAGAAACAGCAAAUUCAACCAUAGCAAACCUGGAAGGAAUAAAGAAAGGGUUAGAAAGCAGUUGUGUUGAUUUAAAAGCAGAGUUAAAGUCAAAGGAGGAAGAAAUAAAGCAGGCUGAGGCAAAACAAGAUCAUUUGUUCAAUGAAAUCAAAGAGCGUGAAAAUUUGUGUGGCAGACUUGAGGCAAAGCUUUUGAAAGUUGAGGAACAGCUCAAGGAAAGCAUUGAAAAUGCUGAGCAGAAGAUUCUGAAUCAAAAUAGUCCUGCAGAAGAUAAAGGACAGUCUGAACUAAAAAUUGCAGAGCUCACAAAAACAAAGGAAUCGCUAGAGAUAGAGAACAAGAUGAUGAAAGAACAAAUAGUGAACAUUGAGAAGCAGAAAAUGAGCCAAGAAAGGGAUGCUUAUGAGAAAGAGAAGGAACUAAUGGGUAAAAUUCAAGAGCUUUCAAAAACAAACGAAGAGGUGCUGAAGAGGGAGAAGCAGGUCGUGAUGCAAAAUCAUGAAAUGAAAAAGACACUUGACGCUAAAAACCUACUGCAGACGAGUCUUGAGGAUGAAAUGAAAUGCCUCAGCAGUAAGCUUGAGAGCAAAGAGAAGGAGCAAGCAGAGACCACUUCUGCAAUGGGUGCAUUGCAUAAAGAGAAUGAAGACUGGCAAAGAAAGUUUGAUGAUCUUGCUUCAACCUUAGCAGAUACAGAGGCUAAUAUUCAAGUACUUGCUAAAAGAUCAACAGGAAACGAGAAAGAGUUGAAAGCGCAGAAUCGAGCUCUGAAGCAAGAGAUUGAAGCAGCUAAAUCUGACCUGGAAGUGAAGAACACCGAGCUUGUUCUUAUGGCGAAAAAGGUUGACAGUGGGGAAUUGUUAUCCAAAACGAUUAGUGAAAAAAGCGCCGAGAUAAAAGCGAAAGAUCGAUAUAUUGAAGAGCUUGACCAGGAAAAUAGGAAAUUAAUCACCGAGACAAGAAAAUUUGGAAGUGUAGUUAACGAGCUUGAGGAGAAGGUUGAAAAGCUUGAAUUCGAGUAUGAUGGGUGCAAAGAGGAAAAAGAGAUUUACGAAAAGGAGUUGGAGAAGCAAAAGGUUAACAAUCAUUAUCUUAAAAAUACUGCGAAAGAUUUAGCAAAAGCUCGCGAGAAUAUCCAAGAGCUCACAGCCAAGAAUAAUGAGUUGCUUUUGAAAUGUGAGCAACUUCAGGCAAAACUGGACCAAGGGAAAAAACCAGAAGCAAUACAGAAUAAAAGGUAAGUUAACUUCUUGACACUUUAAUCCCCCCUAAAGAAUUUCUCAGUCUUGACGUCUUAUAAACCAAAUCAUAUCACAGUGUUAGAAUAUUUAUUAAAAGUUUUUUAAGAAUUUAUAGAACUGCCAGGUUAAAUAAAGAAAUAGAUUUAUCCAAACAUAAAAU
Rhopilema esculentum is the source of this 3119-nucleotide messenger RNA. RefSeq lists its product as uncharacterized. NCBI's taxonomy places the organism in Eukaryota, Metazoa, Cnidaria, Scyphozoa, Rhizostomeae, Rhizostomatidae. The record is from RefSeq and is a predicted model, not a curated record.